This is a messenger RNA of Cooperia oncophora, 231 nucleotides long. The record is from the annotation of a GenBank genome assembly. NCBI's taxonomy places the organism in Eukaryota, Metazoa, Nematoda, Chromadorea, Rhabditida, Trichostrongylidae.
AACUUCCCAGUGCAAAUCACAGGCAUUCAAUCGACCGGGCAGCGUAUUAUCGUGACGGAUUCACAGGAAUCGGUCCAUUUUGUGCGUUAUAGAAAGGCGGAAAAUCAAUUGGUUAUUUUCUGUGACGACACUACUCCACGUUAUGUCACGACGUGUUGCGUACUGGAUUACAAUACGGUGGCUGUGGGUGACAAGUUCGGAUCGAUAUCGAUUGUGAGUGUUCAGUAUUAA